Messenger RNA from Penicillium salamii, 684 nucleotides. The record is from the annotation of a GenBank genome assembly. NCBI's taxonomy places the organism in Eukaryota, Fungi, Ascomycota, Eurotiomycetes, Eurotiales, Aspergillaceae.
AUGUCUCAAUCCAGUUGUCAGUUCAUCUACUUCCGCGUCAAGCCAUCCGUCAGGCCCGAGGAUCCGUCCAGUGAAGAAGGCCAAGCUCUACUGAACGUCUUCCGCACAGCCAAACACCAAAGUGGCCAUCAAAGCUCAGCCUGGGGUCGUACAUCCGAAGACCCAGAUUUAAUCGUUUGGGUCAUGGACUGGAGUGACGCGCGCAGUUCAACAGACCAAGGUCUCCUGGACCCAUUUCUCGCCGAAGACAACUCUCAAUUGCCAACGUCAAUCUACGUCACGCUGAGCCCGCCCAUCACCGCGACUGAAACCCUCACCCAGAAUCCAGUGACAGAGUUAUGCACGCUACCAUAUGCGAGCACGCUGUCUGUGCCGGAGGCAAGGCAAAUCAAUGCAGAUCUCAUUAGUUUCCGCACUGCUCAGAUGGAAUCGAUGCCGCAGGUGACGGGCCCGUUGUCUUGGGCGAUGGGGCAGUUAGACCGGCCAUGUAAGCUGAAUCAUGCGCUCAGCCCGAGUGGCAAGGCCACUGUGCAUUUCCUAGCUGUCGGUUGGGAUAGCGUGAAUGCGCACCUGGAGGCCAAGGAGACCUUGAAAUUUUCUCAGGGCGUUGCGCCUCUUAUGGAGAAGAUGUUGGCACCUAUUCCAGGGUUGGAGAUGAAGCAUGUCAGUUUUCAAAAGAUUUAG